CAGCGUAUAAUGGGUCUUAACACUAUAGGCAAUAUUCUUCUUAAGGCCAAACUUGGAAUCUAUGACAAUGUUCUCCAACAAAAUAUUCUAAAAGAAUUACUAGAUGCAGGAAUAUUCCUUUUACUUCGCUUUUCAAUGGAUGACUUAAGUCCUGCUGUUGUUUUCACCGCAUUAUCAGCAAUGAGAAAUCUGUUGUUUAGUGAGCCUGAUGAGGCUAGUUUAGAUUAUUACCUUGGUUGUGAAGGGAGCCUUCAACAACCCUUACUUGAUGUACCAUAUGAAGACAAUGAUGCCAAGAAAAUUCAGGAACAAAAGGAGCAAGAGGCUGAACUGAAAGAUUUUGAAAUAAUUCAACUAGAUGUCUUAAGAGGAGCCGAAAGAACAAACCUCAUUGUUCGUCUGGGUUAUAUUCUUGACGUUCUUAAAGGACCACCUGAUGUAGUUGUUGAUGUGCUUCUUAGAAUAGCUCGACAUUCCCGGGUAUUAGCUGAAACUAUCGUAAGCUGUGGAGGCCUUCUGCGAACUGUGCGUGACCAACUUUUAACCUCUCAUGUUGUGUCAUCUUUAGCUGCAGGAUUUGGGCAACCUGGCUAUGGUGAACCAAGUUCAAAGGCAUUAAGGUUGAUGCGUGUUCUUGCUGCUCACAGCCGCACUAUAGCAAACACUCUUUUGGAUAAAUUCAACAUAAUGGAGCCUGUGAUGACAUAUGUUAGUAUGAGCUCGCCAGAGUUGCCUCAAAUCCAGGGCUUGGUAAUUCAUGGUUACUACUUAUGGCAGACCCUCAUGAGUUAUGGAUUAGCAUCCCAGAGUAUUCUGGACUUGUUUCCGAUUUUGAUGAGACAACUUCAUUUUCAUGUUCAAUUAACCUCUGCCGUUGGAGAAGAGGCAACACCUUCCGGGCACGAACUUGCUACUGCUCUUAUUGGAGUCAUUGAAAAAGCUUGUUACAUUAUAUCAUCAGACCGGAAUAUUCUUGAGCCUAAACCCAUCUUUCAGUUAGCCAAGCUAGUAGCAGACUGCUUACGUAAAUGGCUAACACAGCUUUCAUUAUAUACUUCAGAAAAGCCAUUGUGGUCCUGUACAAAAAUGGUUGGGUCUGCUUUCAAUUGCUUAGCAGCAGUUGCAAAUUGUGCCAAAGAUCAGGACUCAAUGGAAUCUAAAAGUAUUUUAGAAAAAAUAGAAAAUCUUACUUAUGAUGCUGUAAUUCCUUUUCUAAGCAGUCCAUGCUUGCAAACUCUCCUUGAAAAUUUAAUACCAUCCUCACAUUUUUUAAAUACUGAGGAAGCAGGAACAAAGAGGGAUCCCGCUAACCUUCCUUCCCUCGGAGCCAUGCAGUGGGGUGGAGAAAGCCUUUCACCUUGCCUGCUGCCUGAGGCCCCACAUCCAUUGUUCUCAGGAUUACUGCGUUUCAUAGCGACAUUUUAUGGAGUAAUUGGUUCAUCAUCUAAUAAGCUCCAGUCACUUUUGUUAGAUAGCGUUGCUCUGGAAAGAUAUAUUGAAGCACUUGUUGUGAAGCCUUUGCGUAGUUCAAAUCAUUGGUUUUGCCGUCAAGAAGUGUAUAUGCUUCAUCAUCUUAUUGCUCUCAUUGUGCUGCAACCAGCAUUAGUUCCACCUAAAAAUAAGGUGAUGUACUCUCAACUUGCUUUAAGAUUGGUGGACUUGAUUCAAGCAAAUGAUAAACAUCUUAUUACAAGCCUCCUUCCAUCAACUGUUUUCAGCUCAGAAUUCAUGAGAUGGGGAAUGGACUCAGUUCCUUUGGAAACAAAAGACAAUGAUCUUAUUGAAGAAUGCUUAAAAAGAUUGCCUGUAACCGGUUCUCUUUACCUGGACAUGCUUGGUGUACGCUUCUCCAAAGUUCCCUCUCCAUCACAACGAAUUAGUCUCACAUCUCUUUCUAAAGGCACAGACCCAGCACUCCCUGUCGAUUGGCCUUUUGCUCCACUAUUACUAUUUUAUGGCCAGUAUAAUGCUCAGAAUAGGUCAAGAUGUUCAGAGCAACACACUAUAGAAAUGGUGACAGAUACACUAAAAUUCUUGUAUUUAACUGAAACAUUGUGGCCGAAGUCCAGAAGACCUCUGUCUGUUACAGCUAGGUGGUGUCGCCUAGCCCUUGUAUUCUUAGCUGGUUCAGAUUUGUUUUUAGAUGAAAAUGUGAGUAGGUACUUGAAAAAGAAUCUAGAUCAACUCCUUUUGCAGCGCACUAAGUUAGAUUUCAGUGAGAAAAUACCUGGGUUAUCAUCUUUCUAUGACCUGUAUGGAGAAUUACUACUUCAGUUUGCUGCUGUUUCAUAUGGUGAUGAACUAUUUGGUGCUUUCCUUCUACUGCCUCUGCAGCAGAGGCAAGACCCGCAGCUUCGAAGAAUGGUGUGGGGAGAAAAUGCAGUUGUUCUUCGAUCAUUAUCAACUCCUAUUUGUAAGGUGGGUGUUCCCUUAGAAGAGUACCUAGAACCUUGUGAAAGAGAUACUUCACUUCUUUCAGCUUAUGUGGUAUCAAUAGCCAGAGGUCAUGUAAAUGAAAGACGUUGUCCUGUGCUCUAUCGUGUGGCAGUCCAUCAUGUUGCUACUUUUACUAGCUUACACAAAGACCAUCCUUUUGCUAUUUCUCUUCAAAAACAAAUUUAUAACCUAGGAAACAAGAAAAUUCAAGAUUUAUUUCUGAAGUACCCAGCUAGUCUGCAGCAGACCUGAUUGUCUUUAUUAUUAUUUUUUGUCAGAGUUGCUGCUGUUUAUCAUAAGUGUAAUAUUUUAUUAAACCUGUAACAUUCUUAUCUAAGCAA
Molecule: messenger RNA, 2777 nt
Organism: Frankliniella occidentalis (western flower thrips)
Lineage: Eukaryota; Metazoa; Arthropoda; Insecta; Thysanoptera; Thripidae
Product: RNA polymerase II-associated protein 1
Exons: 19
Coding region: 10-2688 (892 amino acids)
Biological process (GO): transcription by RNA polymerase II
Cellular component (GO): nucleus
Source: RefSeq, a predicted model, not a curated record